AUGAUCAUCGCACGCCAAUCCUUUAUCAGGCCGUUCAUUUUCUCGCUUCUAGUUGUGUCAGUGACAUCGUCCAAAGUGCUUCAUCUUCUCCAACAUGCCUCCUCUCUCCCCGGCGGCCAAUUUGCGCUCUACUUUCCGACAUUCUUCAUCCUUGAAACUCUUCUAUGCGUAGCCGCGUGGGAGUUAGUAUUCAAAUUUACGGGCGUAAAGUCCCUUUUAGGCACUACUGUGACAGUGGCCAUAACAUCUCUGAGCUUUAUCCUAGCUUCAUCUCAAAUUGGUUUCUAUUUUGUGACUGGCAGUGAGAUCCGCUGGGAUGCAGCCACAGCCGUGGGAAAUGACCCAGAAGGGAGAAAGCUGAUGCUCAGCGGACUGAGAUCGUUUUUGGGGGCUGCCUGCACCCUUCUAGCGAUCUCAUGGCUACUCAAAUAUUGCAUAUACGUUCUCAUAGGCCAUUGGAUGUCUGCGCUUUUUAGCGCCCAAACCGAAAAGGCAGACGAAGAAGGCAUUGUGAUCAGUCCCCAGAGAAAGUCGCGGGCAGCACGACUCACUCAAUUUUGGACUGUAUGCGCCGCGGCAAUCAUUGGACUAUUGCGCUUCACUCGGCCUCAAGUGCCUUAUAACCAUAUGUCUGAAACUAUCCCAUUUAGCUUUUUCCGGGCUUUGGGUUCGAGACCUACUGAGCUGCAUCAAGCUGGAGAUCAACCAUUUCCACUUGCGAGCCUGAUUGAUGAGCCAUAUUGGGAAGGCCCACACGAUCACUUCAAGGGCUGGACCCCGGGAAAGCCAGACUCCAGCGCCAAAAAGAAUAUACCCGCAUGGGCAUCCGAGAAUUUACCACCAGGGUUCGAGCGGUGGAGCGAAGGAGAGUUUGACGGAGAUGAAGAAGAGAGUGAUGGUCUGGAUGGAAACGCGACUUCUAAGAAGAACAUUUAUAGCCCCAUGAUCGACCCUCUCCGAAUCACCAACCUCGACCAUGAAAUGCUCGAGCCUGUAGCUCAGGCUCUCAAGAACCACAAAGUUCCCAUUACGCAUGUCGUGCUUGUGUUGAUGGAAAGUGCUCGGAAGGACAUAUUUCCCUUCAAGGCAGGCUCACACUUGCACGAGGAAAUUCUAUCGUCCUACAAUACCCAAGACCCCGAAUUACUCCAAAAGGUCAACGCCAAAUUAUCAAAUUUGACACCAAACGCAGAGAAGUUGACGGGCGAGACGAGUGGACUAUUGACAAAUAGCAGCAUUUCUCGCCCCUUCAGCGGUGGGUGGAAUGACACAACAGAACCAGGAAUGGGCGGCAUCAAUGUCAAUGGUAUCCUCACUGGUAGCAGUCUAUCGUUCAAAAGCGCAGUCAUGAACUACUGCGGUGCAGGCCCACUGCCGGUGAACUUCAUGGAUGAGAUCAACUCCCAGAAUUAUCAGCCGUGCAUCAUGCAGAUUUUUGAAUUAUUCAACCAACUCAAGGAGAGCUCGACUAAGAAGGCUACAAUAAAUCAUAAACCUGAGACUGGAAUUGAGCACAUUCAUGAUCGAAACUGGAGCUCUGUGUUCUUGCAGUCUAUCACAGGGCUGUACGAUGACCAAAAUAAGCUCAACAAGCAGAUGGGGUUUCAAAAGUCCAUCUACAGCGAAGAAAUUAGCCACCAAAGUGCCAAAUAUUACCACGAGAACAUGGAGGAGAUCAAUUACUUUGGAUACCCGGAGUACGAGAUAUACCCAUACCUGCGAGAUGUGGUGAACAAUACAAUCGAGAACAACGAAAGACUUUUCCUAUCCCAUUUCACGAGCACAACCCAUCACCCAUGGGGCACACCUGCGGAAUACCAGGAAGAGCAAUACUUUUCUGGAGACGGUCUCAUAUCGAAGCAUGAGGAGAUUAACAAAUAUCUGAAUGCGGUCCGAUACGUGGAUACGUGGCUUGGCGAGAUGAUGAAGGUCCUCGACGAGGCUGGGAUUGCAAACGAGACAUUAGUCGUAUUCGUGGGAGAUCAUGGCCAGGCGUUCCCCGAAGACGCUCCAGUCUCCGGCACAUAUGAGAAUGGACAUAUCAGCAAUUUCCGCAUUCCCCUUGUUUUCCGACACCCGCUAUUGCCCGCACUGCAAAUCACAGCAAAUGCAACCUCGAUGUCUGUCGUCCCGACCAUUCUUGAUCUACUCGUGAAUUCGGGCUCGUUGGACGAGAUGGACUCCAAUGCAGCCUUAGACCUGAUGAAUGAAUACGAAGGACAGUCACUGGUGCGCCCGCACCGAGCUACCCACAAUGGGCGACAGGCAUGGAACUUCGGCAUUAUCAACCCUGGUGGUACAAUGCUCAGCGUCGGGUCUGCGGCAGUCCCGUAUCGACUCAUAUUGCCGCUGGCGGAGGACUUCGAAUACGUUUUCUCUGAUCUAGACACUGACCCGAACGAAUUGAGUCCAUUGCGUGGGUGGUCCCUCGAGGAGUUGAUCAGUCGUGUACAAAGGCAACAUGGAGAUAAAGCCGGGAAGUGGCUGGUAGACGCGGAGAAAGUGGGAAAAUGGUGGAUUGAGGAGCAAAAAAGACUAUGGAAUUACCAAUAA
Penicillium expansum is the source of this 2553-nucleotide messenger RNA. Its product is annotated as Alkaline phosphatase-like, alpha/beta/alpha. The record is from RefSeq and is a predicted model, not a curated record. NCBI's taxonomy places the organism in Eukaryota, Fungi, Ascomycota, Eurotiomycetes, Eurotiales, Aspergillaceae. The transcript is spliced from 4 exons. Bases 1 to 2553 code for a protein of 850 amino acids.